CUAUAAGAACAGGAAUUAAGGAACGAAGAUUUAAGUAGUGGGAGGCGUUUUAAGCUCACGCCCACGCCUACUACACCCCUAGCCUGGACUCGUGUUUACAGAGAAAGGAAAAUAGAAAAGCAGAGAAAAAAACAGGCCUAUAAGAACAGGAAUUAGGGAACGGAAGAUUUAAGUAGUGGGAGGCGUUUUAAGCUCACACCCACGCCUACUGCACCAUUGGCCUGGACUCGUGUUUACAGAGAAAGGAAAAUAUACAAGAAAUAGAAGAGCAGAGAAAAAAACAGGCCUAUAAGAACAGAAGAAUUAAGGAACGAAGAUUUAAGUAGUGGGAGGCGUAUUAAGCUCACACCCACGCCUACUACAGUACUGGCCUGGACUCGUGAAUUCAGAGGAAGAAAAAUAUACAAGAAAUAGAAAAGCAGAAAAAAAACAAGAUUAUAAGAACAGGAAUUAAGGGACCAAGAUCUGUGUAGUGGGAGGCGUUUAAAGCUCACACCCACGCUUAGUCUGCACUCGUGUUUACCGUGAAGGAAAAACAAAUACAAGAAAGAAAAGCACGACCAUACGAGUGAAAAACUACAGAAUAGAACAAUUUAAGCACCAAGAUUUAAGUAGUGGGAGUCGUUGAAAGCUUACACCCACGCCUACCACUAGUCUAGCCUGGAUUCGUGUUCAUAGUGAGAGAAAAGGAAAUUCAGGAAACCGAAAACCAGGACCAUAGAAGUGAAAACCCAAAGAAAAUAACAACAGCACCGGAAAAGAAGCAUUAAGGGGAUAAAGACUUUAGUGGGUGUUAUUAUAAAGCCCACAACCACUUAUUUUAUUGGACUAGCCUGGUCUCUUGUGCCAGGGACUUAACACCACCAUGAACGGGCUAAGUAUACGAGAUAUCUGCUGUCUCUUCUGCUGGCCGCCCUGCCCCUCCAGCAUAGCGGCUAAGAUGGCCUUCAUCCCGCCAGAACCCACCUACUCCUUCACCCCUGACGAGACAGGCUCCCGCCACAGCCUGCACCUGACAGAGAAGGCCGAGUGGCAGUUCACAGACAAGGAGAAGGAGGCCAUUGAGGUUUUCUACACCCGUACGAACCGCGGGAACAAAAUUGCGUGUAUGUUCGUGCGCUGCUCACCGAACGCACGCUUCUGCAUCCUGUUCUCACAUGGCAAUGCGGCGGAUCUGGGACACAUGAGCAGCUUCUACCUCAGCCUGGGCACGCGGAUCAACUGCAACAUCUUCAGCUACGACUACUCCGGCUAUGGGGUCAGCGCCGGCAAGCCCUCCGAGAAGAACCUUUACUCGGACAUUGACGCUGCGUGGCAUGCCCUCAGGACGCGUUAUGGGAUUUCCCCGGAGAACAUCAUCCUGUACGGCCAGAGCAUCGGCACAGCGGCCACCAUCGACCUGGCCUCGCGCUAUGAGGUCGGGGCCGUGAUCCUACACUCCCCGCUCAUGUCGGGGAUCCGUGUCCUCUUCAACACCAAGCGCACCUGGUUCUUUGAUGCAUUCCCCAGCAUCGAGAAGGUCCCGAAGAUCACGUCCCCGGUGCUGGUGAUUCAUGGGACGGAGGACAACGUGGUGGACUUCUCCCACGGCCUGGCCAUCCACGAACGCUGCCCACGCGCCGUCGAGCCCCUAUGGGUGGAGGGCGCGGGACACAAUGACGUGGAGCUGUACAGUCAGUAUCUGGAGCGGCUGAAGCAGUUCGUCUCGGUGGAGCUGGUUAAUUGACGUCUUGGAGAGGCCCCCCCGCCAUCCAGCCAGGGGGGGCUCAACCACCACCCACCUCGCGCCUCCGCCACCUCCUCAAGCGGCCUGGGGGUGAGGGCCGGAGCAGGGGGAGGCCUAGGGGGUGUUGGGGGAGGCCUAGGGAGUGUCGGGGGAGGUCUCGGGGGCGUGGGGGGAGGCCUGGGGGGGGUAGGGGGAGGCCUGGGGGGCACGGGUCUGCUGGUGCGCUGCUGGAACACUGAUCUCGGGAUGAUCGCCACGGAGGGAAUGUUUGCCACGGAGGGCGCCAUGGCCUCCGAGGGGCGGCUGGCGGCGGCUCUGGCCACACCCUCCAGGGAGACCCCGCCGGGUGCCACUGCGGUCACCCCCGGCCACAUCUCCCCCGCCCCCACCCCAGUCUGCUCCCGAAGUCCCAACCGUCCCUCCCCAAAGGUGAUCCGGGCGUCCGCUCCCCCAUCUCCCUCCCUCUCUUGUGUCUCCCACCCCUUGGACCUGCCCCCCGCCCUCCCCCCUGAUGUGGCCGCCUCCACCGUCUCCCUCUCCACCUCCCUGCUCCACCACCACCACCACCACCAUCACCGCAGACACCACUCCCACUCCAGCUCCCCCGCGGAGAAGCUGCUGUGACCCAUGGAGUCCUUAGUCUAACCUAGGUAUUGCCCCGCCCCGAUGCCCCGCCCCACGCCCCACCCUGCCGACACAUCCUGCCCUGGUCCGCGUUGGGGUGCGUGUCCGGGGCUACUGUCAGUCGGGGAACUUUCGGGGUCAACAUGUAAACUUGAAAUGGGGUCGUGGGCAUCCUCCUCCCCUUCCCUCCACCUCCCUCCUUCCCUUCCUCUCCCUCCUCCUCUUCCUUCCUUUGGGCCUCCCCUCGCCUCUUCCAGACCGACAGUGAGGAAGUAAGAAGCGAAAAUGUGAAAAAAAAGAAAAAAAAGGACACAGACCAAGUGACGAUGAGAGGACAGACGUGCAAUGUAUCUCCAAAAAAAAAACAUAAAAAACCCCUCUGAUUCCUGUGAGCCGAGAACAGUCGUGGAAGUGAAACUGCGCGAGGAAACGGGAUUCAAAAAAAUAAAAAAAAUAUGUG
Eriocheir sinensis (Chinese mitten crab) is the source of this 2810-nucleotide messenger RNA. RefSeq names its product alpha/beta hydrolase domain-containing protein 17B-like. The transcript has 3 exons. Lineage: Eukaryota; Metazoa; Arthropoda; Malacostraca; Decapoda; Varunidae. Bases 866 to 1726 code for a protein of 286 amino acids. Gene Ontology annotation, molecular function: palmitoyl-(protein) hydrolase activity. The record is from RefSeq and is a predicted model, not a curated record. Gene Ontology annotation, cellular component: plasma membrane; endosome membrane. Gene Ontology annotation, biological process: protein depalmitoylation.